Molecule: messenger RNA, 927 nt
Organism: Talaromyces atroroseus
Lineage: Eukaryota; Fungi; Ascomycota; Eurotiomycetes; Eurotiales; Trichocomaceae
Exons: 1
Coding region: 1-927 (308 amino acids)
Source: RefSeq, a predicted model, not a curated record
AUGCCCGGACCUACCUUCUUCAUAACCGGCGCCACAGGCCCCCAAGGCAAUGCAGUCACUCGCCAUCUCCUCAGCAAAGGCUGCACCGUGCAUGCAAUCACACGCAACCCUAACUCUUCUACCGCCGUAGACCUAAGUUCCCUAGGCGUCAAACUGUUUACCGGAGAACUCGACAACGAAGAAGUCCUCCGAUCCGGCAUGAAGGGCUGUACAGGCAUAUUUCUCAACGUGCCCCCAAGCCCACUCACAGCAGUCGACUACUGCAAACACAUACUAGCAGCCGCCAAAGAUACCGGCACUAUCAUACAUGUCGUAUGCUCAACCUCUUUUUCUACCGACCAUCCCGAAAGACUCGCAGCUUGGGACCCCAACGGCGCAAUUGCCAUGAUCCUUCGACCCAAGCAAAUCAUCGAAGAACUCGUCCGCAACGGCGGAUUUGAAUACUGGACCAUCCUGCGGCCUGGUAACUUCAUGGCUAACUUUCUUAAACCGAAAAUCCUAUUGGCGUACCGUGGUCUGGAAAUGAGCGGCAUUUUUCGCACGUCAUUUCAAAAGGAAAACAUCAUCCCAAUGGUUGAUCACGACGAUAUUGGCAAGUUCGGUGCUGCGGCUUUAUUGGAUCCGGCGCGAUUUCAUACACAAGCUAUUCACAUAGCAUCGGAGCUUCUCACAGUAGAUGAGAUCAUGAGUGGAUUGAGCAAGGCAACGGGUAAGAAGAUAACGGCAUACUUUUUAUCGGACGAGGAGUUUGAAGUGGAGGCAGCGAAUAAUUCGCCGGCUUCAUGGCAAAAGGUUUUACGUGAUAUGGUUCAAUUUGCGGAUAUGGAGAAACUGAAUGCGUGGAAAAUACCUUUGAAUUCAUUUUCGGAGUUUCUCGAAAGGGAGAAGGAGAUUGUUGAGGAUACAUACAGUCAAGUUCCGUACUAG